Messenger RNA from Geodia barretti, 1590 nucleotides. NCBI's taxonomy places the organism in Eukaryota, Metazoa, Porifera, Demospongiae, Tetractinellida, Geodiidae. The record is from the annotation of a GenBank genome assembly.
GCAUGCAGUCGUUAAAUUCUCUGGGCUCCAAAGCUUCUUCGAGGAAGAAAAGCACACACAGGCUAUAUCUGAAGCAGCUCCUGAAUGCACCCCCUCCAGAACAAAUGGGCUCUAUGGUAUUUCAAGUCAGACAAAAACAAAGAAUGGAAGGACAACCUCAAACUUGUCAUAUCUUUUGAUACGGUUGAGGACUUUUGGUCGUAAGUUUCUUUCCUUGUACUUUCUUCUGUGCAUAAAAUUUGGGUGGUUAUCGACAGCCCAGAGGAGGUUGGACACGCAUUGUAGAUUGCGUAACGCAAUGCAAUUUUUUCCUGAGCCUGCAAUCCUUUCUCUGUAGAGAAUGUAUGGCAGAUACAUAAUGCCUCACUUAAUCAAAGCCAGGCCGAGAUGUAAUAUUCAAUAGAUGUAUCUUAAGAAGUAAAGCGGUCGAACCCCACCCUUACCCCAUGUUCCGAGUCAGUUAUAGCAAAGAGUACUAGAAGCUUCGCGGUACUCGCAGUGUAAUCGUUGUUACUCAGCUAUAUAACUAUACAGUACCUUUUUUCGAUCCUUGUUACAACUCUCUGCUUGAUUUCAAAAGUAUCUUCUAACUUAAGCUCUACAAAACUAGGCUAUGAACUGCAGAGGUUGACAUCCAGUGCCUUCGUACCUGAAAUGUUAAUUUAAGUUGAUUCACGCGAUCUUUUCCAACCUCUUCUGGUGCAAGCCUAGCAUAAAGUCAUAUGUUUUAACUUUAAAAUUUACGGUAGACUGCCAGCUUUGUCCUGUAAAGAAUGUUUUACAAUAUGCAUUUGCAUGCGCAUUUACCUAUCUACUAACGCCACAGGUCUCUAUUCUGUUGUGAGACAUGUGACCUUCAGCCAAUCAGAUCCUUUGAUAUUGUCGCAUGCUGCUUUUAAUGGUUCAAUGCGUGUGUCAUAACUGGUUAAUGCACACUUUUUUCACUUAAUCAACACCUUUUCAAUUUAAUCCAUACUUCUGGCUGAGGUCACAUGCAGCACUGUGUGCUGUGCACUACAUUGUGCGGUUACAGUUAGUGCACUCGGAAGAAGUGAUAACCGUUUCGUCAUUGAUCCUCGAUUGUUAUCACUCUGUCCUCGUGUACUUGGACUAAACCACGUAAUGCACUGCAUUGUGUGUUCUAAAUAUUAGUUAGCGUUCUAAUUGACCGUUGAUGCCCAUGCACAGCAAUGGUUACACUGUCUGUCUGUCUGUCUCUGUGUGUAUCAGCUGGCACUACAGGCUACGGAGCAUAUUAUACAUGGCAGACCAACAACCUUCCCUGGCAGCGACUGUGGUGCACUACCAUAGUUCCUGGUGUACACUGUUUCGUUCAUAGCAAACUGUCUUUGAGAGGAACGUAGAUCAUGCUACAACUUCUGGCAGUCAACUGCUUUUUGUGCUUUCUUGUCUGUCUCUGGUCUAAUAAAGAAGAGUGUAGAGCUCAAUGUGCAACCCCACAUCAAUUCAGGAGCAGUGGGUGUCAUUAACCCUCGGCGCGCAUGAGCAGUGAGGGUUACGGUAGUUGGGUCUGUGUGUCUGCGUGUCUGUCUGUUACUCUUCAUCUCACUUCUCGAGUGUUCGUAAGGA